This is a messenger RNA of Telopea speciosissima, 1908 nucleotides long. RefSeq names its product major facilitator superfamily domain-containing protein 12-like. Gene Ontology annotation, molecular function: symporter activity. Gene Ontology annotation, cellular component: membrane. The transcript has 12 exons. Bases 113 to 1495 code for a protein of 460 amino acids. The record is from RefSeq and is a predicted model, not a curated record. Gene Ontology annotation, biological process: carbohydrate transport. Lineage: Eukaryota; Viridiplantae; Streptophyta; Magnoliopsida; Proteales; Proteaceae.
AAUUUAUGCUUUCGAUUAAUGAAACCCCGAUCUCUCCCAUGCAGAGUUUCUACAGGGUGGAGCAUGUUUGACAUAUUUUGAUUUGUUGUAAAUUGUAAUCUGGUGUAUCAACAUGGUUAAUAAUUCGGAAGAUGAGGAAUUAUGCAGUAAACCCAUCGGAAGAGUGUCCGUGGUUUACUAUGGUGUUGGCCACAUGCUCAAUGACAUCACAUCUGCUUGUUGGUUUACUUACCUAUUAGUGUUCUUGACAGAUAUUGGAUUGUCCCCAAGGGAUGCGGCCAUAGUCAUGCUGUCGGGUCAAGUUGCUGAUGGAUUUACAACCAUAUUUGCAGGGGAGCUGAUAGACAGGUUUGGACAUUUCAAAAUAUGGCAUGGUGCAGGAUCAGUUCUGGUCGCCGUUUCCUUUUCUUCUGUUUUUGGUGGUUGCCUACCUUGCAAAAUCUUUGGGACUAAUUCUUCUGCUCUUCAAACGGUUGGUUACAGCAUGUUUGCUGCAAUUUUCAAUGUGGGUUGGGCUGCUACCCAAGUUUCACACAUGUCUAUGGUUAACUGCAUCACACUAAAUCAAACAAGCAGAGUUGUGCUAGCUAGUUGUCGUAAUGCUUUUACAAUGGUGGCAAAUCUUAGCCUAUAUGUAGUUGCUUUGGCUGUGUUCAAUAUAUAUAAACCCAAGACACGUGUUGAUAUUGAAAAUCAGUACCGGUGGAUUGCGUAUUUGUCAAUUUUUAUUGGAUGCUGUUUUGUGGGCAUAUUUCUUUUUGGAACCAAAGAACCAAGAUUAAACAAAGAUACUCAAGGAACAAUUAAGCAUAGGAUUUUAUGGACGCACUGGUUUAAGAAAGUUCUGUACUAUCAAGUUGCACUUGUGUAUGUUCUCACUCGACUAGUAACAAAUGUUUCCCAGGCACUUCUUGCCUUCUAUGUGAUUCAUGAUCUUCAAAUGGUUCAAUCAUCUAAAGCUCUGGUACCUGCCAUCAUCUAUAUUUGCAGCUUUGCAAUAUCUGUUAUUCUACAGGAAAUCAGAUGGACAGGCCAACGUCUCAAGGCUUUCUUUACUGCUGGUGGCGUUCUGUGGAUAUUUUCGGGUGCAGGAAUCCUUGUUCUUCCAAGUAGCAUGCAUGGUUUUAUGUACCUUCUAUCAGUAACUAUUGGUGUGGCCAAUGCUUUAAUGACAGUAACAGGAGUGAGCAUGCAAAGUGUUCUAGUUGGAGAGGAUCUCAAUGGUUGUGCAUUUGUUUAUGGGUCAUUGAGCUUCUUGGACAAAAUCUCAUGCGGGCUUGCUUUAUAUGUUCUCGAAUCCUAUCAGAGUGAAUACCUUAUCUCUUCCUCUCCUAGUCUUCUGGGCUGUCCUUCAAUCAUAGGCUGUUUGUCGAUUACAAGAUAUGGAUUGGGUCUCAUUCCCGCAUCUUGUGCACUUCUUGGAUCAGUAAUUACAUACACCAUGGACCUUCAUACACCUGUAGUGAAACCUUUAAUGGAGCCCCUGCUGACUUGAGUUGAGGUAAUAAACUUCCCGCUGACUGAAUGUUGAGAUGGCUCCGACGGUUUGCCGGAAAAAGUGGCAAUAAGAUGGAGUUGGUGCAACUGUGGUAACGGUUCAUGUUACAUGAUUCAAAAUGGAAGUUAAAAGACAUAAAGAGGAUUUGCUGAUGUAGAGAGAAAGUUGUGUUUCCUCACAAACUCAAUAUGUGCAAGAUUUUUUUCUCCAUCUUUGUCAGUUUAAAAUUGUUAUGGCUAUGUACAGUUUCAGCCAUUGUGAAAUCUUCAUUUAUUAGAUGGUCCUUUUCAGUUCUCACCACGCAUAGUGACAAACACCUUUAACCACUUCAUUAUGUUAAACCUGGAUCAACCAGAGAUCAUUCCCUCCAUCUCUUGCACCCAAUUGCAGAGUGGUAAUUUUUUUGAUGA